UGCAACCUCCCACCACUGCCCUCUAAUAUACUUACCGGUGCUACUUCCCUGACUUUGUGCAGUUCGAGCCUUUGUCUUCCGCAACACCAGCGAUGGCUUUCUCGCGAAUGUCCGGCACUACGCUUGCUCUGCAGUCCUCCGAUCUCGACGAGCUGCGCGUCCUACAUCCAGCUGCAUCCACAAACUCCUCCUCAUCCUCCGUCGCCCCGUCGUCGUCAUUGUCCUCCAUUCGCCCGUCAUUCAAUGCCGUAGCUGCUACCGAAUACUUCCUGGGCCCUGAAUACUCCUCAGAGUACCCGGAUCUGCUGACGGACUACUCAGUCGGCGAGUCCUACACCCUCUCUGACUACGUGCCUGCGACCAACUUCGAGCCGGCGCCAGACUUUGAGGAUCAUCAGUUCAGUCACGACAUCUCGGCGCAGGCUUACUCAGUCCCGUCCACGGCUUCUUCUGUCUUCUCUCCGCUGCCACUCACGCCCGUGUGCGAGACCGCUCAAACGUCUUCGACUUUGCAGCAGCAGCAGUCCAAUGUUCUUAAUCGCUCGCCUUGUCUGAAUACUACAACUGCAGCUGUAGCCGAGGAGAUCGCCGCCUCGACCAAGCGCGUGCGCCGUCGCAAGAACUCCAUCUCGGAGAAGGCUGCCAUGAUCAACCCCGACAUUCGCCCCCCGCUGCACACAAUUGGCUCGCGCAAACCCCUCGUUCUUCCUGAACUACCACCCGGGAAGACCAAAGACGAUCUCGCGCCUGAGGAACUUGCAAAUUAUAAGCAUGUUCACCGGCUGCUGCGAAACCGUAUUGCUGCCUUGGCGUCCCGCGAGAAGAAGCGAAUGUACAUCGAGCAUCUCGAGUCUGAGAACGAGAAGCUUGAGGAGGAGAAGCGGUAUCUCGACGCGCGAGUUGCCGAGCUUGAGAAGCAAGUGUCCAUGCUGGAGAGUCGGGCACGUUCUGACACCGCGGAGCUCAAUCCGCAGUCCCUAGUCAAAUCGGACGCAAACACAGACUGCCAAUUUCUGAAGCAGUCACCUCGCGUCGGGCACUCAUGCUCUGCACGACUCAGCCAGGACGAAUUUGACAAGAUCACCAUUGCCUCGGGCCUGCUGUUCGUGCUUUUGUACAUGACGUCUUCCAUGACCUACCCGUCAUUGCUCACCAUUCCGUCUCUGCUGGCGCCCCCGUUUGCAACAACCGUUCAAGACGAAUCCACUCUCUCGGCCCAGAUUUACAAGAUCCUGAACAGUCCUGCACCAGCAACCUCGCAGGGCUAUAUCCAGCUGGCUCCCAACGGUCCAAACACCACAAAGCGACCUCACCAGAGGAUGAUGUUUGUCACUCGUGCUGGAAUCCCAGACACUCUUCGUGAAGGCUCGGCCAUGAGUAUCAUCACGCCCGUCGCUUCUAAUGAUGCUGAGGCGGCAGCGGCUGAGACUCAACUGCCUUCGCCUCCAUCUCCCGGAGCGCUGGUUCGCGAAGCCACCGAGAUCCGACGGCGUCGGAGAUUUGGUAAGAAGCCAGCCAGCGUUAUAUCCAACGAUGACCCUCCGAAAUCCAAGAAGCGUGCUCUGCUUGAGGAAAUGGAAGUAGUCGUCAAGCGCAGGCGGGUCUUUCUCCCCCGGCCGAUUUGAUUUUCGAGCCGUUUACAUCAUCAUGAUCCUUACGAACUGUUCUUACGAAGAUAUCUACUUCUAUGAUGGCAUUUGUACGGGAGCGUUAAUGAUUUUAUUGCAAUUUUCAACGAUGAUGAUGAUGACGACGAUAACGAUGUCGACGACGAUGAUGAUGAUUAUGUUCAGAAUGAUGAUGACGAUUAUUUGCUAUCGGUCCUAUUGUGUUUAUGGUAUUAUGUUGUUGACGUUCUAAUUUGCUGAUAUGAUUUCUAUUCUUAUUUUUUUGAUCUGUCCUUCCGAGUGUUUACUGUUUCUUACGCCUAUUUGAUUUUUUUGCCAAUAUUGUUUAUUCUCUGGUUUCUCUCCAUAUUUUACUAUAUUAAUCAUUUAUUCUUUUUUGGAGCCAUCCCAGUUUUUUUCUUAACGAUAUUCUACCGCAUCUUCAUUUUUUUUCAUAUUUUCCUCUCACUUGUACGUGAUUGUCUUACUCGAUAA
Messenger RNA from Myxozyma melibiosi, 2102 nucleotides. RefSeq lists its product as uncharacterized. Gene Ontology annotation, biological process: positive regulation of transcription by RNA polymerase II. The transcript has a single exon. Gene Ontology annotation, molecular function: DNA-binding transcription factor activity, RNA polymerase II-specific. The record is from RefSeq and is a predicted model, not a curated record. Bases 93 to 1625 code for a protein of 510 amino acids. Lineage: Eukaryota; Fungi; Ascomycota; Lipomycetes; Lipomycetales; Lipomycetaceae.